CGCAACGCAAAUGGCCCGAGGUCCAUCACAGGCCAUGCUGGUUCGCCAUGUGGUAACAAAAAGAGGCUGCGUCUCAGCUCCAGCCAGCUUCUUGAAACUAUUCACGCCCAGUUCAAUCCCAAACCACCACACAUCCAAUUCAAUCUCUAUCGACACCUGACGCUAAAACAUGGCCGCUUCCACCCCCUCGGUGCCCUUUGCGGAGCCGGCUUGGCUCAACGGCCUCCCGUCGCCGUACUUUGACGCGUCGCAUCACAAGCUGCAGCGCGCGUGCCGCGAGUUCAUCGACAAGCACCUCAACCGCUCCGCCCUCGAGUGGGAAACCGCCGAGGAGCUCCCAUCCCACGUCUUCUCCGACUUUGCGCGGGGGAACUUUCUCCUCCCCGCUUUGCCCGCGCCAUUGCCGGUCGAGUGGCUCCGUAAGCUCGGCAUCACCCAUAUGCCCGGCGAUAUUCCCGUCGAGAAAUGGAACGCUCUCCACGGCCUGAUUUAUGCGGAUGAGAUGAGCCGGGCCGGUCUUGCUGGUCCAGCCGGCGGCAUCACCACUGGCAUGGCUUUUGGCGUGCCCCCCCUGCUGCGCUACGCCGAUAAGCAACUCCAGGACAGAUUCCUCCCUGAUCUUCUCCUCGGAAAGACGCGUUCCUGCAUCGCCAUCACUGAGCCAGAUGCGGGCUCGGAUGUAGCAAAUAUCACCACGUCCGCCCAAGUCAGCGAAUGCGGCCGCUUCUACAUUGUCAACGGAGCUAAGAAAUGGAUCACCAACGGCGUGAUGGCCGACUCUGCCACCAUGGCUGUGCGUACUGGACCUGAAGGCUCAGGCGCCAGCGGCAUCUCGCUCCUUGUCGUGCCGUUGAAGGACUACCCCGGUGUCUCUCGACGCCGUCUCAAGGUGGCAGGUCAGAUUUCAGCCGGAACCUCCUUCAUCGAGCUGGACGACGUCAAGGUCCCGCGGGAAAAUCUCAUCGGCAAGGAGGGCGAUGGCAUGAAGUACGUCAUGAACAACUUCAACCAUGAACGCCUGUUUAUUUCCAUUGGCGUGACUCGCCAAGCUCGCGUGGCUUUGAGCACCGCUUUUGCUUACUGCCUGAAGCGAGAGGCAUUCGGCAAGCCUCUGAUGGAUCAACCUGUAGUUCGCCAUCGCCUCGCAAAGUGCGCCGCGCAGCUCGAGUCGCAGUCUGCAUGGGUUGAGUCUUUUGCUUACCAGCUGACCCAGAUGGAAAAGACAACUGCCGACAGAGAACUGGGCGGCCUCACGGCCAUGUGCAAGGCAAAUGCUGGUAUGGUGCUUGACGAGUGUGCGAGAUGCGCAGUGUUGUUAUUUGGUGGCAACGGUUAUACACGAUCCGGCCAGGGAGAAAUCAUCGAGAAAAUCUACCGCGAGGUUCCCGGUGCAAGGAUCCCAGGUGGCAGCGAGGAUGUCCUGCUUGAUCUUUCCAUCCGCCAAAUGGUCAAAUUAUACCAGGCCAAGACGGCUGCACUGAAGCAAAAAUCGCAACUAUAAUUUUUUUUUAGAAGCAUGGAGUACAUUUUUUGCGGUGCUUUAAGAAUCUUUGUAUCAACUUGGAUCAAUUCUCACGCGACCCAAAGCACAUUCGAUCCUCAUCAUUAUCUAUCUACUACUGAAGUGAAGCCACCAUCAACGCGAAUGUCCGAGCAGUUGACAAAUGAACGCUUGCCACUGAGCAAAUGGCCAACUACAUUUGCCUGUUCCUCACAAGUACUCGGCCUCUUCAGCAGGCACCGGUUUCUCCAUCCUACUGCUUGCUCGCUAAACCCCGGGUCGUACAAAAGGUC
Molecule: messenger RNA, 1794 nt
Organism: Ilyonectria robusta
Lineage: Eukaryota; Fungi; Ascomycota; Sordariomycetes; Hypocreales; Nectriaceae
Product: long-chain specific acyl-CoA dehydrogenase
Exons: 5
Coding region: 170-1501 (443 amino acids)
Molecular function (GO): flavin adenine dinucleotide binding; oxidoreductase activity, acting on the CH-CH group of donors
Source: RefSeq, a predicted model, not a curated record